UCUAAGAGGUAAACAUCAGUGAAAUGUUGCAGAAUAUUUGUAAUUAUUCUAUUUUAAUCAUUCCUAGUUUAAUAAUAAAUGUAUUUCUAAUAAUAAUCCAGGAUCAGUGAUUGAAGUAGUUUUCGUCUGAUCUGAUUUGCUGUCAAGGUCACAUGACCUUUCAAUCAGCGCACAAACAAAAUAGCUAGUUUUGCUAACUUUUCCCUUCAGUUACGUAGUUAAUUACGCCACAUUAAACUGUCCCGGCGGGUCCAGUCCGUUACCCUAAAGCAAAAUGUCUGGAAACGGCUUUAUCUCGAGUAUCCGGAGGUUGAUAGACCCUGAGGUGGGGCUGAGGACCCCCGACUCCCCGGUGAGUUCAACAAACUAACGAGCAGUUAGCUAGCUAUGCUAAUGCUAACUAAACUGGCGAACAGGAUCACAUUAUUAAAUACUGAUGUCAUUUUAUCGUCACUCAUGACUUCAUGAGAGUUAUUUGGUUUAGAAAUGGAAUAUCAAACAUAUUUAUUGAAAUUCCACGUCCAGCUAGCAAAUUUUAACAUGCACAUGUUAAUAGCAAAAAUUAGGGCUACAGAUGUGCUGCUGCUAACCUGCUGACUGUAGCAAGAACAGGUAUGUAAACCCUUGAAAAUCACAGUUUUCUGCAUGGAUUAGUUCAAAAAAUGCCCAGCAGUACUAUGAAUGUUUUGUAGCUGUGUUCAAUAAUGGCAUGAACAAUUAUAAUUCUUUACAAUUUAACACUGUUGGUCUUUAUUUAUACCUUAAAUGUACAUGUUACGACCAGUUCAUGUAAAAAAACGACAAAGGUUCACUUUUUUCUUGCCUCUACAUUAAUUAGUUUCCUGUUUAUUGUCUAUGAAGUUAAAGCAGAUGCUCUUGUUAGCCUAAAUUUAUACUGUCCACAAUAUUGCUUUGGUAGUCUAGUGUCUGACCCUGUAUUCUCAAAAACUGUAAAAAUCUGACUUAUAACAUCCCUCAACCAUUGAUAAUAGGAGCUUUUUGUCCACAAACAACAGUAUUCAUUGCUGACAAUUUUUUGACUGACAUUGUGAGUCAAUGUGAAGCUAAUAUUUACUGCAUGUGCAUUUACUCUAUUGUAAAUAUUGACAGCAUGAGCCCAUUUUGUGUAAACUUGCAUUGGGCAAACAGGAUUAUACUGGUGUGCUGUCUUUGUAUCUGCAUAUGAGGUUCUUGUCAAUGAUUUUUAAUGCCAUUUUAAACACAGACUGAAAUGAUGUUGUAAAGGCUUCCUCUUGCAUAUCAUAGAGUCCAUUUGCACAGCUACGUCUUCAAAUGGAAGAUGUUCUUGGAGAUGGAGGAAUCCUGAAAGAAGUGAUCCAGUCUGGAGAAGGCCCACCUGUGCCCGAAAAUGCUUCAAUAUUGAUCCAUUACUCUGCUUUCCUGGAAUAUUCUGACCAGCCUUUUGAAACUACCACUCGCUGCAAGUACCCCCGCAUGAUGAAGUUAGGCAGAGAUGUGACCCUGUUUGGACUGCAGCUAGGUCUGUUGACCAUGAAGAAAGGAGAGUUCUCUCGUUUCCUGUUUCAACCAGACUAUGCAUAUGGGGACUUGGGCUGUCCUCCUUUCAUUCCUGCAGCUGCAGAGGUCCUGUAUGAGGUCCAUAUCGUUGACUACUUCGAUUCAGCCCAAAUGGACGACUUUAUUGCACUGAGUCUGGAGGAGCAGAAUAGUUUUCCUCUGUCGACACUUCUAAAGGUAGUCGACACACUACGUGGCUUUGGUAACCGUUGCUUCAACCAAAGCAAUUAUUACAAUGCCAAAGAUCGUUACAAACAAGCAGUGAGACUCCUUGGAAACAGGGAAACUCAGAAUGAUGCUGACAAAGAGACCAUCCAAACAGCGCUGCUUCCUCUCUAUCUCAAUAUCUCUCUUACUGAGCUCCGGCUUGACAGCCCCCACAAAGCCUUGAAAUACAGUAACAAAGCCUUGGAGAUAGACCGUACCAACACAAAGGCCCUUUUCCGCUGUGGACAGGCAUACCUGGACCUGCAUGAAUAUGAGAGUGCUCAUCGCUGCCUCAUAAGUGCGCAAGCGAAGAAGCCUUUUGAUGUUGACAUCAACAACCUCUUGAGGAGAGUGGCAAUGUGCUAUAAGAAGAGCAUAGAUCAGCAGAAAGAGUUAUACUCAAAGAUGUUCCAACACUUGAGGAGCCCUGUGAAGCAAUGAAGACAAGAGGGACAAAGUAAAGACGAGAGGGACAAAUGUUUAUUAAUUUUCUCAGGGUUUAAUAGUUUCCUUCUGCCCCCAACCCCAUCAGGUACCUUACUUUUGUUAGCUUGUUGUUAACUCAUUGAUAAAAUAAUCAUUAUCACCCCAGAUGUUUUCCAAUAAAGAAUCAGCAGCAAGACGCAAAAGUGUGUUUUCCCAGUACUGUGGAUUAAAAAAGAUGUAGUAUUUUGUAUUGUUAGAAAAAAGGAAAAUUCUGUUUAAUUUUCAGUUAGAAGUUCUUUAAA
Molecule: messenger RNA, 2474 nt
Organism: Sphaeramia orbicularis (orbiculate cardinalfish)
Lineage: Eukaryota; Metazoa; Chordata; Actinopteri; Kurtiformes; Apogonidae
Gene: fkbp6
Product: FKBP prolyl isomerase 6
Exons: 7
Coding region: 1294-2187 (297 amino acids)
Biological process (GO): spermatogenesis; piRNA processing
Cellular component (GO): cytoplasm
Molecular function (GO): peptidyl-prolyl cis-trans isomerase activity; Hsp90 protein binding
Source: RefSeq, a predicted model, not a curated record